Brassica napus (rape) is the source of this 1630-nucleotide messenger RNA. RefSeq lists its product as uncharacterized. The transcript is spliced from 2 exons. Lineage: Eukaryota; Viridiplantae; Streptophyta; Magnoliopsida; Brassicales; Brassicaceae. The record is from RefSeq and is a predicted model, not a curated record. The coding region runs from base 493 to 834 and encodes 113 amino acids.
UCUUCUCUCUUCGAAAUCUAGGGUUUCUCCGUCUCUGAGGCGAUUUCGUGUCGGAGUCCAGAGCCGGAGAUUUUCUCGAUCAAUUCGUCGUCGGAGUCACUCGUAAACGCUCUCAGGUGAGUCUCAAUCACUCCGGGACGAGAUAGCUUCGAUUUGAUCUCGAGAGGUUUCUAGGUUAAGGAUGUCGAUUUGGGGGUUUCGUCUUAGGGUUGUAAAUCGAGAAGGGGGUUUCGAUUUCUUGGUUAAAAUCGACAUACGGUUUCCUUUUAGGGUUCGUUUAUCGUGGAUUUCAUUUCGAUUUGGGGGUUUCGUGUAAGGGUUUGAAAUCUAAAAGGGGGUUUUAAUUUCUUCGUUUAAAUCAACAUACGGAUUUCUUUUAUUGUUUGUUCAUCGUGGAUUUGAAUUGGAUUUGGGGGUUUUUAGUUAGUCUUUCAAUUUUUUUUUUUUGUUUCUCGGUUGCUUCUGUUCUAAUUAUUUGUUUUCCUGAUACAGAUGGAUCCCGAAGCAGAGAUAAGAGACACAAAGAGAAGAAAUGAGCACAUCGAUAUGCUUUCAUACGUGUGUGAUUCAGAACACGGGAUUCCGACGAGGUGUCCCUGUGGUGGGAGUAUAAUUCACGAGGUUCGUGGGAAGGAGGAAUACGACACUCUCCCCGGCAAGCGUUUCUUCACCUGCAUAAACUACGAGGCUGAUGGUUUUCAUUAUCGUCAGCCUUGGGUCAUUGGUGUGCAGGAGCAUAUCGAACGGCUCACAAGUCGUGUGGAGGAGGUGGAGGCGGUGAUCAAGUGGCUGCCGGAAGUGAAUAAUAAGAUUAAAAGUCUGGAGGUAAUCUGAUUUCCCACUUUUGAAUUUUGUUUUGUAAUUUUUUUCUUAUAUUUUAUACCGUGACUAACACCAUCUCAUUGUCAUUUCCUUGUACAGGCAGAGGUGAAAGCCCUCACUGUGGAGGUUGAUAGGCUCACUGGGAAGGUUUAUAACCUGACCGUGCAGGUGGAUCACUUGGAGAAAUGCUGCUUCGACUGAAAACACAAAGGUAACCACACUAUCCCUAGAGUUGUUGCCUAAUGAAUUUGAACUUGAACUAGAGUAGGUUAGAGUAGUAGUAGAAUUUAAACUUGAACUGAACCAGAACUGAAGUAGUUGUGUAGUUAAGUUAAGUGUAAUCAAUUUUUGAAUGGUCUGUGUGAACUUUGAUUUAAACUUCAACUGAACCAGAACUAAAUUUAAACUUGAAAUAAUUAAUUUGAAAACCUGAUUUGAUGUUUAUUGAAUGGUCUGUGUGAAGUAGUUGUGUAGUUAAGUUAAGUGUCAUCAAUUUUUAGUGGUUAGAAGAUGUUUACUUCCUUGUACUUUCAAACCCAAAAGUAGUUUAAAAAUCUAGCUAAUCGACAUCUUAAAACAGAAACGAAAACUUAAAAACUUCAAUACUCAACCAAAAUGGAUCCUUUUCCCCUAAACUCUCCCGGCUUUGUUAACCUGCUUACUUCCCAGACCACUCAGCCAAUAGAAAUAGGAUCUUCUGAGGUUCCUAAACCUCCGGAAAGGAGGAAGUGGACAACCAAAGAAGAUUUGGUGUUGAUCAGUGCUUGGUUGAACACCAGCAAGGAUCCAAUAACCAGUAAUGAGCAGA